AUGGGCUCCAACAAACCCCGCGGAUUGCAAGCCGCGCGCAAGCUGCGCAACGACCGCCGCGAGAAUCGCUGGGCAGACAAGGCGUACAAAAAGCGUGCCCUGGGCAACAUCUAUAAGACCUCCCCCACAGGAGGGUCGUCGCACGCAAAGGGCAUCGUCCUGGAAAAGAUUGGGGUUGAGGCCAAACAGCCCAACUCGGCUAUCCGGAAGUGUGUCCGUGUCCAGUUGAUCAAGAAUGGAAAGAAGGUGACUGCGUUCGUGCCGAAUGAUGGUUGCUUGAACUUCGUCGACGACAACGAUGAGGUCCUGAUUUCUGGUUUCGGUCGCCGGGGUAAGGCCAAGGGUGAUAUUCCGGGUGUCCGAUUCAAGGUCGUCAAGGUCUCUGGUGUUGGUCUGCUUGCGCUCUGGAAGGAGAAGAAGGAAAAGCCCAGGUCAUGAGCACUCCACUUCCUUGGACUUCCUCUUGUCGAUACAAUCGCUCAUGUCCGCCUCCGCUCUCAUUGGUAUCACAUGCACUUGUACUAUCUAUGCGACGCUAUGCCCCUGCUAAUGAACCAUAUGCCAAGCCAAAAAGCGGUUAGUACUUGCAGUGGGAUGCCUUUCUCCAUGGCCCAAAUGCGCUGCAAGGACUUCUGGCCAUUGCACGGUGCUUCACACCACUGUCUUCCAUAGUUCAAUCGACUGUGUGAAGAGUCCAGGCAAACGCAGGUCCUGCAUGCUUUUCCGGCAUGUCGUACCGUAGUGCAAACAGUAGUGUCCUAUGUUGUCGGGAUUAACCAAUAGGAACUGGAAGAUUCGCGACCUUCUGGCUUCGUCAAUCCUACUGGUACCGAAAG
Molecule: messenger RNA, 836 nt
Organism: Laetiporus sulphureus 93-53
Lineage: Eukaryota; Fungi; Basidiomycota; Agaricomycetes; Polyporales; Laetiporaceae
Product: 40S ribosomal protein S23
Exons: 5
Coding region: 1-438 (145 amino acids)
Biological process (GO): translation
Cellular component (GO): cytosolic small ribosomal subunit; ribosome
Molecular function (GO): structural constituent of ribosome
Source: RefSeq, a predicted model, not a curated record